UACAUCGCUCUUUGACCCCGUGAAGCCACCGCCCGGAGCUAAGAUGGCGGCGUCAGUGGCAGGGGUAGCCAGGCGGCUGCGGCGGGCCCUACGAAGAUCGCCCUCGUGGUUGGGUCCCAGCCGAAAGCCGCUAUCCACCCUGCCCCCUCCAACCCAGGGCUCGGCCGUGCGGGACGCCUUCCUGAGCUUCUUUCGCGAUCGCCAUGGCCACCGGUUGGUGCCCUCUGCUUCCGUGCGGCCCAGGGGCGACCCCAGCCUGCUUUUCGUCAAUGCGGGCAUGAAUCAGUUCAAGCCCAUCUUCCUGGGCACUGUGGAUCCACGAAGUGAGAUGGCUGGCUUCCGACGUGUGGCCAACAGCCAGAAGUGUGUGAGGGCCGGAGGACGCCACAAUGACCUGGAAGAUGUGGGCCGAGACCUUUCCCACCACACCUUCUUUGAAAUGCUUGGCAAUUGGGCUUUUGGAGGUGAAUAUUUCAAGGAAGAAGCUUGCACCAUGGCCUGGGAACUGCUGACUCGGGUCUAUGGGAUCCCUGAGGACAGGCUGUGGGUCUCCUACUUUGGUGGUGACCCCAAGGCAGGACUGGACCCAGACCUGGAGAGCAGGGACAUCUGGCUCAGCUUAGGAGUGCCUAGCAACCAUGUGCUUUCCUUUGGACCACAAGAGAACUUCUGGGAGAUGGGAGACACUGGCCCCUGUGGGCCCUGUACUGAGAUCCACUAUGACCUGGCUGGUGGGGUGGGAGCCCCCCAGCUGGUGGAGCUUUGGAAUCUGGUCUUCAUGCAGCACAACAGAGAGGCCGACGGAAGCCUGCAGCCCCUGCCCCAGCAGCACGUGGACACAGGAAUGGGCCUGGAGAGACUGGUGGCUGUGCUGCAAGGCAGGUGCUCCACCUACGACACUGACCUCUUCUCCCCGCUGUUCCACGCCAUACAUCAGGGCUGUGGGGCACCCCCAUACUUGGGCCGAGUAGGGGCAGCAGAUGAGGGACACACAGACACAGCCUACCGUGUGGUGGCUGACCACAUCCGCACGCUCAGUGUUUGCAUCGCUGAUGGUGUCUCCCCGGGAAUGUCGGGUGCCCCGCUGGUCCUUCGCCGGAUCCUCCGUCGAGCUGUGCGUUUCUCCACUGAGGUGCUUCGGGCACCACCUGGCCUCCUAGGCAGCCUGGUGCCCGUGGUAGUGGAGACACUGGGAGACGCAUAUCCAGAACUUCAGAGGAACUCAGCCCAGGUAGAAAACCCUGGGGAUGGGAGAGCAGUGGAGAAGGGCUUCCUACAAGGGACCCAGCUCCACUGCCUCCUGCCUGGCCAGAUAGCCAGCCUGGUGUCGGAGGACGAGGCUGCCUUCCUGGAUUCCCUGCAGCGAGGCCGACGGAUCAUUGACCGCACCCUGAAACGUCUGGGGCCUUCCGAUCUGUUCCCUGCUGAUGUGGCCUGGUCCUUGUCACUGUCUGGGAACCUGGGGCUCCCCCUGGACCUGGUGGAGCUGAUGCUGGAGGAGAAGGGCGUGCAGCUGGACUCUGCGGGGCUGGCACAGCUGGUGCAAGAGGAGGCCCAGCUCCGGGCCCACCAGGCUGAGCCAGCUCAGGAGCAGAGACUGUGCCUCAAUUUGCACGCACUUGGGGAGCUGCAGCACCGUGGUAUGACCCCCACUGAUGACAGCCCCAAGUACAGCUACUCCCUACAGCCCACUGGGGAAUACGAGUUUGGCCCCUGUGAGGCCCAGGUGCUGCAGCUGUACACGGAGGAUGGGGCUGCUGUGGCCACCGUGGGGCCAGGCCAGCGCUGCGGCCUCCUUCUGGACAGGACCAACUUCUACGCCGAACAGGGCGGCCAGGCUUCAGACCGGGGCUACCUGGUGCGGGCUGGACACCAGGAUGUGCUGUUCCCUGUGGCCCAGGCCCAGGUCUGGGGGGGCUUCAUCCUUCACGAGGUUCUGGCCUCCGAGCACCUGCAGGUGGGGGACAAGGUGCAGCUGCAUGUGGACAAGGCCUGGCGUCUGGGCUGCAUGGAGAAGCACACAGCCACCCACCUGCUGAGCUGGGCACUGCGGCAGACCCUGGGCCCCAGCACAGAGCAGCGGGGCUCCCAUCUCAACCCUGAAUGGCUGCGCUUUGAUGUGGCCACCCAGGCCCCCCUGACCCCAGAGCAGCUCCGGACAGUGGAGGGCACCGUGCAGGAGGCUGUGCAGCAGGAUGAGGCCGUGUACACGGCAGAGGUGCCCCUGGUGCUCACUGCCUGUGUCCCUGGCCUGCGCUCUUUGGAUGAGGUGUACCCAGACCCUGUGAGAGUGGUGUCGGUUGGGGUACCUGUGGCCCGAGCCCUGGACCCCAUGUCCCAGGCUGCACUGCAGGCCUCUGUGGAGCUCUGCUGUGGGACGCACCUGCUUCGCACAGGGGCUGUGGGUGACCUGGUUAUUAUCAGGGAGAGCCAGCUCACCAAGGGCACCACCCGCCUGCUGGUCAUCACUGGGGAACAGGCCCAGCAGGCCCGAGAGGUGGGUAAGAGCCUGGCCCAGGAGGUCGAUGUGGCCGCAGAGCGUCUGAAUCGGGGCAGCAGGGACCUGGUGGAGGCUCAUCAGUUGUCCAAGGAUGUGGGACGACUCACAAAGGCCAUGGACAGAGCUGUGAUGCCUCAGUGGCAGCGGAGGGAGCUGCAGGCCAGGCUGAAGCUGCUGCAGCGCCACGCCAACACUGCCAUCCGCAAGCUGGAGCUGGCCCAGGCUGCUGUGAAGUCCCAGGAGCUGCUGAAGCAGCAUGAAAAGGGGCCUCUGAUUGUGGACACUGUGUCUGCUCAGUCCCUGUCGGUGCUGGUGAAGGUAGUGCGGCAGUUGUGUGAGCGGGCCCCGGGGACCUCUGUGCUCCUGCUCAGCCCCCAGCCAGUGGGCAGCGUCCUGUGUGCCUGCCAGGUGGCCCAGGGUGCCACACCUGCCUUCACAGCAGUGGCCUGGGCGCUGGCUGUGUGCAGCCAGAUGGGAGGCAAGGCCUGGGGCUCGCAUGUGGUGGCCCAAGGCACCGGACGCACCAUGGACCUGGAUGCUGCCCUCAGUGCAGCUCGAGCCUACGCCCUCAACCAGCUCUGACCCUAGCGCUCCAGGGACCUACAGAGACCUGGCACCCUGGAGGAGCCCUACAGCCUCCAAGAGGCCCAGUGGCUGAACCGAAGGAGGCCACCUGUCCCUGCCUGACACAAGGAGACACAGGCUGGGGACGCAGAAGGGGCCCAGAAGCGUCACUCCCACCAAAUGUGAAGACACGGCCACCAGAGCUUUGACUGCUCAUUAAAGUGGAUUUCAGAGCACA
Messenger RNA from Heterocephalus glaber (naked mole-rat), 3302 nucleotides. RefSeq names its product alanyl-tRNA synthetase 2, mitochondrial (gene Aars2). Gene Ontology annotation, cellular component: mitochondrion; cytoplasm. Gene Ontology annotation, molecular function: nucleic acid binding; ATP binding; alanine-tRNA ligase activity. The record is from RefSeq and is a predicted model, not a curated record. NCBI's taxonomy places the organism in Eukaryota, Metazoa, Chordata, Mammalia, Rodentia, Bathyergidae. Gene Ontology annotation, biological process: alanyl-tRNA aminoacylation.